UGACACCAUAUCCACUAUCACUGCAUGACACCACACCCACUAUCACUAUAUGACAUUACACCCGCCAUCACUGCAUGACACCACAUCCACGAUUACUGCAUGACAUCGCAUCCACUAUCACUGCAUGACAUACAGAAAGUAUUCAGUGCACGUUUAGUAUCAGGGUCUCAAACACAACCCGAUGUCAGAUUCCCGACAUACAUAUGAGGUAUCAACGUCUGUGUCAGUGUGACACGUGGCAGCAGUCCGGCACACCAGUCCUGCCUCCCGUCGUAUAGAGACUGCACAACUCUCCACCGUGCACAGGUAAGCCAGUGUGUGUAUUGUGUGAGGCACAACUCUCCACCGUGCACAGAUUGACAACGUGAUCUGGAACCAACGUCUGUUUCCUUCCUGACAAAAUGGCGGCAACUGUUAAGCUGUACUCGUCCUGGUUCUGCCCGUUUGCACAGAGAGCGUGGCUCGCUCUUCUGGAGAAAGGGGUGGAGUUCGAAUACAAUGAGAUUGACCCUUAUAACAAGACAAAGGAGUUUCUGGCCAUCAACCCCCGGGGACUCGUCCCUGUCAUCGUCAAGGACGGCAAGUGCGUGUACGAGUCGGCUGUGUGUAUUGAGUAUGUGGAUGAGGCCUGGCCGGAUGGACCGUCUCUUCUUCCUAAAGACCCGUAUGAACGUGCGCGAGCAAGAAUCUGGUCUGAUUUCAUCACAAAGAAGAUUGUGCCUAAGUUCUAUGUUGCCCUUCAGCGCCAAACUCGGCCAGAGCAGGAGGAAGCCAUGGCGGCCAUAUUGACAGCCCUUAAAGAGUUGUCGGGGGCGAUAUCAGCGGAAGGUCCUUUCUUCGGCGGCCCAAGUUUCGGGCUUGUUGAUAUCAUGCUAGUGCCUUUUGGCAUUAGAUUCGAAAUUUUGAAUCACUAUAGGGGUUUUACGGUUCCUCAGACCGAAGAGUUCGCUCGAUUCAACAGAUGGCUGGCAGCGUGUGAGGUGCGAGACAGUGUUAAAGCUACACUGUCAACAAAGGAGAAAUACUUAGCCGUGUAUAAACGUUACGAAAACAACAGCGCCCAGACGGAAGUAGCGGAUGCCACCAGGAAGGGUACCGCCCUCCCGUGACUCACUUCCGGUCAGAACCACUCCCCUUUAUGAACUAAUUUCUACACGUGUAUGUAUCAGUUUUUAACCAGCCUCUUAAGCUUUAAGUUAUUAAUAAUUAUAUCAUGUACCUCGAUCUACCAGUUCACGAAUACCCGAUUUAAGCAGAAACAAUGUUUACUUGAGACAUGGCAUCAGAGUUUUGUGUACAAUAAAACCCUUAAUCCUCA
Messenger RNA from Haliotis rufescens (red abalone), 1318 nucleotides. RefSeq names its product glutathione S-transferase U20-like. Gene Ontology annotation, molecular function: glutathione transferase activity. Lineage: Eukaryota; Metazoa; Mollusca; Gastropoda; Lepetellida; Haliotidae. The record is from RefSeq and is a predicted model, not a curated record. The transcript is spliced from 2 exons. The coding region runs from base 402 to 1109 and encodes 235 amino acids. Gene Ontology annotation, biological process: glutathione metabolic process. Gene Ontology annotation, cellular component: cytoplasm.